Molecule: messenger RNA, 1495 nt
Organism: Octopus bimaculoides (California two-spot octopus)
Lineage: Eukaryota; Metazoa; Mollusca; Cephalopoda; Octopoda; Octopodidae
Product: glycosyltransferase 8 domain-containing protein 1
Cellular component (GO): Golgi apparatus
Molecular function (GO): glycosyltransferase activity
Source: RefSeq, a predicted model, not a curated record
AUUGCUUACACCGUUUCCGGAUCCAGUGACACGUUUUUUGUUGUUGAUUUUCUCCAAAUUUUGUUUUAUUUAAAUAUUAUUAUUUCUUCUUCCCAUUUGCUGACAUGUGCCUACGUGUUCGUCUCAUGCUCUUGGUGUUGUUGACAUGAGCCCAGUAAACAAUACAUUGACUCUAUAGUUGUUUUCUACUCAUAAACUGUCAUAAAAUGGGUGUUUUGACUGUCAGACGAGUUGGCUUUGGUAUCUUUUUGGUGUGGUUGCUGACUCUGCUGUAUCUGUGGUUCCCAGCAAUAAAAGUUACUAAAAGAUGGCCUUGGAUCAGCCAGAAAGGUCUCAAGAGCUCUAAAAUAAAAUUGUACCCCAACUUAACUAAUGCUGUUCAUGUGGUAUUGGCAUCUGAUGAGAACACUAUGGGCGGAAUGAUUGCUGCUAUGAACAGUAUUUACUCCAACACCAAACACAAUGUUAUGUUUCACCUUGUUGUUGACGAAGACAGUGUUGAUCACUUAGUUGUUUGGUUAACAAAAAGUAAACUGCAAUUAACAAACUAUGAAGUGAAACCAUUCCGCAAAGAAUGGGUAAAAGGCAAAAUCAAAAUACAUUCGGGGAGAAAGGAACUUUCUAACCCACUCAAUUAUGCCCGGUACUACCUGCCAAAACUGUUUCCGAAUUUGAAGAAGCGUGUUAUUUAUAUAGAUAGUGAUUGUAUUGUACAAGGCGAUAUUCAUCAGCUGUAUUCUAUGAAGUUAAAACCAGGCCAUAUUGCUGCUUUCUCUGAGGAUUGCACAGGUGUUUCAAAGAGACUUACUUUGCUAAAGAACAAUUAUGCUGAAUACAUUGACUUCAAGAACAAACAUGUACAGAAGCUUCACCUAAACCCUAAAGCCUGUUCGUUCAACACUGGACUAAUGGUGACAGAACUGGGGCUUUGGAAGAAGAACAACAUUACUUCACGGCUAGUGUACUGGAUGACCCUCAACACUAAGGAGGAAGUGUACGGGAAUGAGAAAGGAGGUGGUGGAUCUCAGCCCCCAAUGAUGAUUGUCUUCUAUCAGAACUACACUCACAUUGAUCCAGAAUGGCACACCAGACACCUGGGUAUGACAGCAGGAACAAGUUACUCGAAACAGAUUGUCCAGCAUGCCAAGUUAUUGCAUUGGAGUGGACAUUUUAAACCCUGGAAUCGCUUGGCUCAACAUUCAUAUAUCUGGGACAAGUAUUUCUUGCCAGAUCCAACCAACAAAUUUAAACCUGUCCGCAGAGCCUCUGUGUAACACCACCACCACCACCACCACUACAACUGCUAUUACUACUGCAACACCUCCUACACCAACAAGAUUCUCCACCCCAACCCCACCAUCACUACUCCAAUGCUGCUUUGCAUCAAAAAUACUUUCUCCCUUCUAUGUCUGCUGAAAAAUAUACUCUAGAUUGUUUAAAAAUGAAUAUUUUCUUUUUUUUUGCCAAAAAAUUUAAUUAUUAUCUCUUUUUCUAA